Acanthamoeba castellanii str. Neff is the source of this 1593-nucleotide messenger RNA. RefSeq names its product Tripeptidylpeptidase 1, putative. The record is from RefSeq and is a predicted model, not a curated record. Gene Ontology annotation, molecular function: tripeptidyl-peptidase activity; serine-type endopeptidase activity. The transcript has 11 exons. NCBI's taxonomy places the organism in Eukaryota, Discosea, Longamoebia, Acanthamoebidae. Gene Ontology annotation, biological process: proteolysis; central nervous system development. Bases 1 to 1593 code for a protein of 530 amino acids.
AUGGGCAGCGGUAGAGUGUUCGUGGAACACAACGAGCCUCUGAGACUGCCCGAGGGCUGGAUCAAGGGCGAGCGCCUCGCUGCCGAGGAGAUCGUCGAACUGCUCAUCGCCGUCCGGCUCACCAACACUGCCGAGCUCGAGCGCAGGUUCUGGGCAGUGAGCGAGCCGACGUCGCCCUCGUACGGCCGCUUCCUGACGCCCGCGCAGGUGGCCGCCCUCGUCGCCCCCUCGCCCGCAUCCCAGCAGACCAUCCUCCAGUGGCUCGAAGCUCAUGGCGUGGUCGACUACGAGUGGAACAGCAGCAGGGACUUCCUGCGCGUGCGCACCACGGCUGCCAAGGCCGAGGAGCUGCUCGGCGGCAUCGAGUUCCACCACUUCGCCCACGACUCAGCCUCGACUCGUCUCUUCAGGUCGCUGCAGCCGUACACCGUGCCGCAGAAGGUGGCCGCUCACAUCGACUUCAUCGGUGGCAUCAACCACUUCCCCAGAGUGCAGAGGUUCGCUCGCAGGUCGCUCGAGGCGCGGGGCAGCGGCACCGUCGACCCCAACGUCAUCAAGCGCGUCUUCAACAUCUCCUCCGCCACCGGCAAGAGCGCCUCCAACUCCCAGGCGGUGGCGCAGUUCCUGGAGCAGUACUACACCCCGAGCGACCUGACGCUCUUCCAGCAGACCUACAACCUGCCGGUCCAGGCGCCGGUCAAGGUGGUGGGCCACAACGACGCCUCGAGCCCCGGCGUCGAGGCCGAGCUCGACAUCGAGUACAUCAUGGGCGUGGCCACCAACGUGCCCACCUGGUUCGUCUACACGGCCGGCCGCCACGAGUCGCAGGAGCCCUUCCUCGAGUGGAUCCAGUUCAUCAACGACCUCAACUCUCCGGCGCCGCUGGUGAACAGCGUGAGCUACGGUGACGUGGAGUCGUCGAUCACCCUCGCCUACGUGCAGCGCGUCGACCUCGAGUUCCAGAAGGUCGGCCUCACCGGUAAGUCGAUUUUGUUCGCGUCGGGUGACGAUGGCGUGGGCUGCAACACUCUGGGCUCGCGCUUCGAGCCCAACUGGCCGGCCACGUCGGCCUACGUGACCGCCGUGGGCAUCUCGUCGGGCGGAUUCUCGAACUACUUCGGACAGGCCAAGUACCAGAAGGCCGCCGUCGCGGACUACCUGGCACAGGGCAACCUGCCCGCGGCCUCCUACUACAACAUCUCGGGCCGCGCGUUCCCCGACGUCUCCGCCUUCAGCGAGGGUGUGCAGAUCAUCUACCAGGGAAGCCAGCAGUUCGUGGGCGGCACCAGCUGCGCUGCGCCCGUCUUCUCGGCUGUCAUCGCCCUCAUCAACGACGAGAGGCUGCAGCAGGGCCGUCCUCCUCUCGGUUUCCUCAACUCGCAGCUGUACACGAUUGCUCAGCGCUUCCCUGGCGCCCUGCUGGACAUCACCUCGGGCAGCGACAACGGCAACGGCUUCAUGUGCUCGCCCGGAUUCAAGCCCGCCAAGGGCUGGGAUCCCGUCACCGGCCUGGGCGUGCCCAACUACCCCGCGCUCAGCAAGGCCUUCGCUUCCCUGUCCGCCGAGAGCGAGAUGCGCCUUGCCGCCAACUAA